AUGCGCCUUAAUCCUACCUCGACAUACACUAUUCCAGUUCAUCCUGCGACUGAAGGAUUCGAUAUACAAAAGCUAGCCGUAGAAAAGCAUGAGUUCCCUGCACCUGCACCUGCAACGCAAAAGAUAGCUUUCUUAUUUUCGCACUCUAAUGGAUUUCAUAAAGAGUCUCUUCAUCCUUUAAUUAGGCGACUAAAGGAUAAUUUACGUGCAAUGAAAGAAUAUGACCAUACAGAUAUUCAUGUCUUUGCUUGGGACGCUCGUGGCCACGGUGAUUCGGCUCGCUUGAACGAUGGCAUAACCGUUCCAACAUAUCGAUGGUUUGAUAAUGCAUUGGAUACAAAGCAAGUUGUUGAUAAGAUGAAAUUGAAAAAGUAUGAUCAGUUGAUAGGAGUCGGCCACAGCCUUGGAGCUACUUCCAUGAUAUUAGUAGAGUUCUUCUUUCCUCAUACGUUUGAUGGACUUUGUGUAGUUGAACCAGUCAUGAGUCGUCUCUUCUACCCUAUGGAGAUUAAGCUACGUUCUCCCAUACUUUCUUCAGGAAAACGACGAGAUGAAUGGCAAAACAGGGAAGAAUGUAAGGCUUCUUUGUUGAAGCGAAAGUUUUGGAAGUUGUUUGAUCCGGAAGUAUUAGAUCUCUAUGUUGAUUAUGGUAUGUAUGAUACAGAUAAAGGAACAAUCAAAUUAAAGUGCCCAAGGGAACAUGAAUACCAUGUAUUUAGACAUAGUAGCUACGAUACCUUUACAGCAUACAACUCGUUAAAGAUAAUAACGAUACCCAUUCACUUUGUUUAUGCUCUCGAUUCAGAUUUUGUAGCGCCUGAGGAUACACAUACGGUCGUUGAUCAGAACCCAGCAAAGAUUACAGUCCAACAUAUUGAAGGAACACAUAUGGUUGUUAAUGAAAAGCCUGAUCUUAUCACUCCUCAAAUCAUGGCAUUGAUCGAUCGUGUUAAGCAAGAAAGCAAAAAUGGCAAAGGACAAGCCAAACUUUAG
Rhizopus microsporus ATCC 52813 is the source of this 993-nucleotide messenger RNA. Its product is annotated as alpha/beta-hydrolase. The transcript has 8 exons. The record is from RefSeq and is a predicted model, not a curated record. Lineage: Eukaryota; Fungi; Mucoromycota; Mucoromycetes; Mucorales; Rhizopodaceae. The coding region runs from base 1 to 993 and encodes 330 amino acids.